Messenger RNA from Osmia bicornis bicornis, 7918 nucleotides. Its product is annotated as telomerase-binding protein EST1A-like. Gene Ontology annotation, biological process: nuclear-transcribed mRNA catabolic process, nonsense-mediated decay. Gene Ontology annotation, molecular function: telomerase RNA binding; telomeric repeat DNA binding; protein binding. The transcript has 28 exons. Gene Ontology annotation, cellular component: telomerase holoenzyme complex. The record is from RefSeq and is a predicted model, not a curated record. NCBI's taxonomy places the organism in Eukaryota, Metazoa, Arthropoda, Insecta, Hymenoptera, Megachilidae. The coding region runs from base 220 to 5415 and encodes 1731 amino acids.
CUGAGUUUGGCCUCGACGCUUGCAUCGCCUUAUUAAUUUAUCUUUAGAUAAUGUAAGAAGCCAAUUAUUGAAAUAUUUCUUUUUAAUUUUGAUUCAUUUAUUUUUAUUAGGCGAUUGUGCAUCUGUUAAUGCUGAUUCCUGGCAUCAGUUAAAUAUCAGAUUAUAAGCAAAUUUGUAUUCUUCGAGUUUAUAAAAAUUUUGGUACGAUUGUACUUCAAUAUGGCGAACCGCGACAAAGGACGCAGAAAGUGGGGAGGAUUUUUACAAGAGAACACAAAAUUAGAAAAGGAUAAAUCAAUGGGAAUGCGAGGUGGAGGAAACAGAGCAUCUCAAGCUUUGUAUAGACCAGGAAGUGGACCUCUUCGAAAGUCUGGUAGAUCUACAGAUGAUUUAGAUAAUGAGAAUAUAUCACAGGAAAAACCGAAAUCAAGCUCCGUCCAAUAUCGUUUAAAACAAUCACAAUCCAAUAGAUCCAAUCAAAUGCAAAAUAGUCCACCAUCAUCUCAAGUUGAAAAUGUAACAGAAAAAUUAAAUGAUUUAAAUAUUAACUACAAAAGUUCUACAAACAUUGAGCAGGCACAAGAUUCUUCUCAGAACAGUAAUUCCGGAGAUUCAAGAAAAAAAUCUAAGAAACCAGAACAGCAAUUGUACAUACCUAAAAAAGUGAAAGAAGCAUUGGCCGAACAGGAUGUAAUAAAUAGAUCUCCCAACCAAGGGGGUUGGGAUCGGGAUCAAGAGAGAGAACACAGCGAAGAUCGUGAUUCUCAUUCCAAUCGUAGCUAUAAAAGUGAUAGUCACCGUAAUCGUUCAGGUGGCUACAGUGGACGAGACAAUGAAAGUGGAAGUAAAAACAGAGAUGAUCAUGGCAAAAGAUAUUCGGGUAAUCGUCGAAAUCAUCGACAUGGCAAUGAUAACGAAGAGCGUUGGCGAUCUGACUCUCCUUUGUCUAGUAGAAGUUACGGAUGUCGCAAAGAUAGCUCUCGUGAAGUUAGACAGGGUUCAGAACCUCUUUUUGUAACAACGAAUCAUGUAAAUGAUUUUAAUCGUACUAGAGAUACGCGUAGUGUAGAACCCGUCGGACAUCCCGAGAAAUUUCAAGGCAAACCACCUUCAGGUAAAUGGGGUGGUACAAAAGAUAGUUUGCCAAAAAAUAUAAAAAUAGAACAUUUACCACCUAGAUUACAGAAAAAAUAUCUUAUCGAUAAUGGUUUACCAUUACCACCAAGUUCAUCACCUUCAGAAGAAGCAUGGAAUAGUAGUAGUAUCACUUUUCAGGCAUCAUCAAAUUAUAAUUUUCCACCUGCAAUGCAACACUCACAAACUAUGCAAAAUUUACCUCCAUCUGGUCCAUUACCUCCACAAUCUAGCUGGUCUAACACAGUUCCAGCACGAAGUAGAGGCAGAGGUAGACUUAGACCAGAAGACUUAGAAACUUCAACUAACAUUUUUAGGUGUGUUACACCUGAUCAGUAUUCAGCUCCAAGUUCCAGAUCUCAUACGCCAAGCCAAGAGUACAUGCAAAGGUCCUAUGAUCGUCGUGGUAGUAAUAGCACUAUGUAUACUAGUAUGGAAAGUUUAAGUCGCGCUGAUAGCUCAAUGAUGCCACCACCGUCGUCGGCGUCACCCGUUACUUCAACAUCUAAUACAAAUAAACGUCAAAAUUCUCCAGAAAGUCAUCGUCGAGGAGUAUCUCCACCUCCGGCUUCUCAUCGUCCUCAAACGCAACGCCUUAGUACUAAUGCGAUCGAGCGCAGUACCUCACAGGAGAAUAAAAAUGAUCAAAAUUUAGGAAUUAGCCUAUCUAAAAGCGAGUCCGUUAAUACAGGAUCAAAUACAUCUGUUGAACAUCCAUUUGAUUGGAAUGAGGAGGUUGAAUUAACCGAAAAGCUAGAAGCCGAACGUGCCAGUCGUAGCUCUUCUGUGCUAAGCUUACGUGAAAACGUUAAUGUACCAGGAAAUGAAACUACAACAGGUGGUCACAGUCGACGUAAAAAAAAAAAGCGUGAGAAGAAGUACGCAGCAGACCGAGGCAGGAGCAAUAGUAGAGAUAAAGCUCGAGUUAACAGCCGUGAUCGGCAAAAUAAUCAACAAAAUAGGGAGAAUGAUAACUACAAUAACAAUCAAAAGAAUAGUAGUAGUAGAAGAUAUGAUCAUAGAAGACAUCGCAAUAUUAUACAACGUAGUCGAGAAUCUAGUAAAGAUAGAAAUUAUCGAGGGGGUAAUCGGAAUUUCGAUGACCUUCAUAGACAUAGAUUAUCAUCUGAUCGUUAUUUAGAUGAAAAUUGGAGAACAGGUAGAAAAAUGUCAGCAUGUGAGUCUGACGAUGGACGACAGACACCUAAUGUUUCCUCUUACUCUAUUCCUUUAUCGAAUACAACUUUGAAUUUGGCAACGCAUCAGACAUCACCUAGUGGAUAUAGUAACUCACAACCACCAGGUGUUUUAGUGUUACCCGAUACUGGCCAAUCGCCGCCUAGUCAUUCAGUUUCAAGGCAGCAAGUUCAACAGCAAAGAACAUUAUUUGAUCCCAACAAUCCUAAUAAACCUAUCGUUGUUACUUCACCUAGUAGUAGAGCUGCGGUGCAAAGAGAAAGCGAUACUAUGACUCAAAGUUCGACUGUACCAGUGUUUCAAUCCCAUGGAGGCAUUUCUUCUACGCAUCAUAGCUUCCAGGGAGCACACUUGGAUGGUGUACCACCACCAUAUAUGACAAAUGACCAAUUUGGUAAUAUAAGACCAUCGUGGUACGACCCUUAUUCAGAUAGUUUCCGAUUAGCCAAAAAUCCUUACUUACUUUUGGACAUAGAACGCGCCGAUUUAGAAUUGCAAUGGAUAUUAAGUUCUGGUGGUUUUACGUCAAAUUGGGAGAGAGUUUUGUACAUAAGGCACUUUCUGCAAGAAAGCUUAAAAACUUUGCUCGAGACUGAUAUCAAAUUUUGUCAAGCUGAGAACGUUGAGCAACACUUUUGGAAGAUACUUUUUUACAACAUGAUCGAGAUGCUACGUAAAGGCAUGCCUAAGGAAAAUCCCGAAGGUCGUGAACAUUACAAAAAGAUAAUGUUGAAAAUUAUCGAUGAGGGUACCCUGUAUUUAGAGGGUUUGUUAACUGUUCUUGAAACCAAGUACGAAUUCAAAUUGGACACGUUUCUUGCGUCAUCAACGUUGCCUAAGGGUCUUGGUAUCUUAGGUUUAGCUUUAGUAAGUGCCCAGAAAAUAUAUUUGUUUUUGGGUGAUUUGGCAAGAUAUAGAGAGCAAGCAAAUGAGACGAAUAAUUACGGAAAAUCUAGACAAUGGUAUUUGAAAGCACAACAACUUAAUCCAAAGAACGGGAAACCUUACAGUCAACUCGCGCUAUUGGCUCAUUAUGCUAGACGAAAAUUGGACGCGGUAUAUUAUUACAUGCGAUCUCUAAUGGCAUCCAAUCCUCUACAUUCUGCGAGAGAGAGUUUAAUAGCACUUUUCGAUGAAAAUAGAAGAAAGUAUCUACAUUAUUAUGAAUCCACGGAACGGAAACGAAAGGAGGAGAGGGAAUGGAAGGAAAGGGCCAGAAUGAAAGAAAAAGAAGGAGCAAAUAAUAUUGGAGGAGGUUUGAGGAGAGAAAUAUGGAUUCAUCCUGGUGGAAGACGUGUUCGUCGUACAACUACUGCAGCCACUGCCAAUGAAGCGAGGCUAUCUCAUAGUGAUUUAGAAGAAUUGGCACAACUAAGCAGUGUCGAGGUGAAUAAACGAUUUGUUACAUCCUAUCUUCACGUCCAUGGGAAGCUGAUCACCAAAAUAGGGAUGGAGACGUUUCAAGAGGCUGGUGUUCAGAUGCUGAAAGAGUUCAGAGCGCUUCUUCAGCAUUCGCCUCUACCACUUCCUGGGACGAGACUUCUUCAGCUACUCGCCUUGAACAUGUUCGCCAUCGAGUCGACGCAGCUGAAGGAUUCUCAAAUGGAGCAGGGCUACCGGUCCGAGGUCCAAGAAAGGGCACUGGUCGUAUCCUUGCAGAUGUUCAAUCUGAUUUUAGAACGUGGCGUGUCCUUGUUGAAGUCUCAGUUGGACAGCAGCGAAGAACCGAGGAUGGUUGUUAGCGAGGACAUGCAAGUCCUUUUACCAGCUAUCAAGAUUUGGUGCGAUUGGAUGCUCUGUCAUAGCACUGUUUGGAAUCCACCACCAUCCUGCACGGAUUACAGAGUUGGCCCGGCUGGAGACGCCUGGAGCAGAUUAGCUACGUUGGUGAACUUGCUGGAAAAAUUGAAUUACACCAGGACGAUACUGAUUCAGCCGAAGGAUGCAGAGGGUCGAGAGGAUGAGCUCGAGUUGGUUAAGUUGCCGGAGGAUGUGACCCUGGCAGGAUUCACACCUCUCAUGUCGAAUCCUCAGGAUCCGUGCUACAUCGAAAAGAACGAAGAUAUGGAAGUUGCUCAAGUAUGCCUCAGGAUAAACAAGAUUCUGUUCUUUGGCCAAGUGUUUCUGUGUGGCCUCGAAACCCCGGUGCUGAAGUUGCAGAAAAGCGAGACCGGUGUCAGUGAAUACGUUUCUGUGGUCGAAGCAUCCAGCACCAGUACCCCGAGUUCACCCCCUGAACAGAGCGACUCGGAGCUUCUGGUAGAGAGUUACAGCGAGGGUGAGGAUGAACCAGCUUCUACCCUGAGGAGAUUACCCUCGUGCACAGACGUACCUGACGAUAAUACCGCGCCUGUGGCCGCAGUUGAGAUAAGGUCGCUGAUCGAGAGGAAAGAGGAGCUGGAGAGGCGGCAACGGAAACAGGAUCGUCAUCGGCAACGAGUACAGCAAAUUUUGCAGAAUUCAUCAGUCUCCGUGGAAAUCGAAGUGAGACCGAGGCAAUUGGUUCCAGACACUAAUUGUUUCAUCGACUAUCUGCCACAGUUGCAAAAUAUCACGAAGGCAACCUCUGGUGCACAACCGAUUUAUACGCUUAUGGUGCCGCUUGUGGUUCUGAACGAGCUCGAGGGUCUAGCGAGGGGUGCCGAUGCCAGGGACUGUCCUCCAGCUUCGAGGGCGACUUUGGACCCAGAGCACGUGGCCAGGGUGGCUGAGAGCGCCAAGGUGGCUCUGGCCUUUGCUAGAAGCAGAAAUCCAGCGAUCAGAUGCUUAACGACCAGAGGAACUGUCCUUACUUCUAGUACAUUCACCGUGGAAGAGGAUGUUGACAAGGACGGGCUGACAAGAAACGAUGACAGAAUACUGGCUACGUGCUUGAGCCUCUGCAAGGCGGCCAACAAAGAUCAAGCGAAUGCAGAUGUAAACGAAUCAAUACCUUUGAUUCGAGCAGAAGAGGGUCAGCCAAGACGACUGAGAAGGGAAGUGGUCCUAUUGACAGAGGACAGGAACUUAAGGGUGAAAGCUUUGGCCAGGGACGUUCCCGUAAGGGAGGUUCCCGACUUCAUGCAAUGGGCCGGUCUCGGCUGAGAUUUUUAUUCGACCAAACACACCCGUUAACGAAAAAUCUCCCGUUAAACCCCCCCGCCGAGUAAACUUGACCAGCAACAGCAACCAGCAUCACCAUCGACGCGAAUAAAACGGAGAUCGUGGAAGGAAAAAAGAGGAGGAUGUGUUGUCUCGUCCUUCCGGAUGUUCAUCGUGUGCUUCUCCCCCAAGUAAAACGUGGCCGAUCAGCUGUCACGCGCGUGCGACGGAUCUUCCGUUCACGUAAGUUCGUCCUAAUUGUCGAGGUCGUGCCUCUUUUUUCAUGGCCACGCGUUCCUUUCUCGGCACGGCGAGGAUACCAGAAACGAGCGGAUUAAUCGCUUCGUCGCGUUGUUUUAUCCACGAUGAAUCGGCGGAGCUAGCGAGGGCGAGUCGAGAACCGUAAAGAGGGGACCGCGCGGAUUCGCGCGCGAGUAUUCUCGUGAAAUCUUUUAAACCAAGCUUCUCCAUCGAAAGCUGUAGACGAAAAUUGGGAACGGAAGUUACUUUGGAGCAUGGUAAGGAACGAUGGAAGGCGUUUAGGCAGAAAACGCGUGUAGGGUUUCGAGGGAGAUAUCGAAGGAACAAGGUGAUCGGAUCGAUGAGAUACGAUGGAAAGGAUAGAGAAAGAAUAAAAAGGAGAAUGAUAGGUAGAUAAAUAUAUAGAUAGAUUAAAUAGAAGCGUCGGUAUUUUUACACACGUGAAUAUUUUUUGGUUGAUUUUUAUCGAUGACGACCGCCACCAACGCGGCCGGCUUCAUUUUUGUGUACCUUCCUUUUAUCAUGUUUGUAACAAUCUAUACACACACGUAUAUAUAGAUAUAUAUAGAUAUAUAUAUCUACAUGUAUAUAUUUGUACGCACUUUUGAAUAUUGUAUACGCCGUAUGCGGUCGUUGGAGGAUGCGUUCGGAAUCCGGCUUGUGUUCUUUGCCUUUCAUUUCGCUUCUCUCUUUUUUUUUUCUUUCCCUUUUCUUUUUCUUUUCGGUUUUAUCGUGCCGUCCUUAGCGAGAGACUCGUACCGAAGCGUUCUUUUGGAAUUAAUUUUUCUUUCUCCUUUCUCCUUUUAUCCUUCGCCGCCUCCAGCCUCCAUUUCUCCGACAAUGACCAUCUCGCGCGGCUAGCUGUUGCUUCUUUUCGAAAUAUUUUCCUUCUAUUUUUUACGUAAUUUCCAAUUCUCUUUCGAUGCCUUUAUUUUAUGUCAUUGUUUUCCUUUUAUUUUUAUAGAGAUUUUUUUGUAACACCUUGCGAAGAUUUUGUUAAAUUAUUCAUUUUACAAAGAUUUGUUGAUUUUAUUCUGUAAAGGCAUUGCUAAUUUAAUUAUUCAUCAAGAAAAUGAUAAUUUUUAUCGAUUUUGUUUUUAAGUAUUUAAAUAUUUUAUUCGCAAGGUAUUACGAGAGGAAUUUAUACUAGGUUUUUUUAUAGCAAUUUACGCACGACGAGGAUACAUUUUUACAGCACAAAUUGUGAUCGUUUCAAGUGGAGCACCACGGACACAAAUCAGUUGUGUGCUUCUGCAUUUUCAGUUAACUUCGUAAGUUCGAGCCAUCAAUAUGGGAUCUCGAAUCCUCGUCGUUUUCCAGCGACUGCGAGCGUUUUCUUGUCGAGCAUGCUGCGAUCGUCAGUUUUUUAAUCGACACACUUGCACGCGUCAGAAUAAACGAGAUAGAGACAGUUCUUUUCGAUGAUAAAAUAGCCAUUUUGUGUGCCAACUUGGUUAAAUUUGAAUACUUUAAAAAUCAAUCUAAUAGACAGAAAUCUAUUUUGGAAUUUGUAGUGUCACUUUCUUAAUUGAAUUUGUGUGAUUUAGUCAAUUAAAUAGAUAUUUCCUUCUUGUCCCACUUUCAUUGAUUAAAUGUCAUUUUAUCAAUCAAGUUGAUACUAUUUUGUACAACAAAUCGGUGUUAACCUUAUUAGUUAAAAUUAUCAUUAAUUGAUGAAAUUGAUGCUAUUUAUAUUGACCAAAUAGCCACUAUUUUAUUAUUUUAUUGACACAAUGAAUUUUACAUUUUCAUAAAUAAAUUUUUGUAUUAUUGAUUAAAUUAACAAGAUUUUAUUAAUCAGGCUGGCACAAUUUCUGUUGAACGAGAAUGGUUUGAUUGAUAAAUUAUCCAAUCAAUUGUCUUCUCGUGAAAUGGAAAAGUAAUUAGAAACGCUUUUCAUUAGCUUCAAUUCAGAUAAAACAUUAGAUUACCUUCAGAUUUCUCGGUGACGAUCCUUAGCAAUCUCUAUUUUCCUUUCGUUCCAUUAGUACCUCCUGUGACCCACAAUUUCUCUUUAAAAUCCUCGAUAUUAACACUAGCCGCAAACGAUCUUAAUUAAUCGAAUGGUACGCAAAGAAUAGAUAUCUCAGUAUCGCACUCAUGCUUAUAGCUCUUCAACCUCAUAAUUAGAUGCACCUUAUAAUGAAUCAUCACCUUCGAUUAAAUAAGUAAAACAAAAAUAAUAGAAUUACGUGAAGUUGGUUAAAAAACAAUUAUUGUAGGAUACAGAGGGUUAACACGUUGA